AUUUGUCUUCUAAACACUUCAGAGAAUCUCCCCACUUCUUAUCCAUUCGAAGCAAUGAAGCCUUCUUCUAUCUUCUUCUUCUUCUUCUUCUUCCUCUUCUCAUGGCCAUUCUACUUCACUCCCUCUCUCUUCAUCCACCAAACCCUAAACCUCAAAACCCUUAUAAACCCAAAAUUCUCUCUUCUUCUGCUACCUUUCGGAGAGAUGUGGUGCUUAGAACAGCAUCACUCUGUUUCGUCUCCUUCAUCUUUCAAAACCAAAUUCCAGAGUCAUUAGCUGAUCCUUUGAAGUCUACCAAACCGUUACGACUCGGCAUUGCGAACACUAAGUCUUGGUUCCAGUACUUUGGUAGUGGGUUCGCUAUUAGGGUUCCUCCUGACUUUGAAGACGUCAAUGAGCCUGAGGAUUACUCUGCGGGAUUGUCUCUCUAUGGUGACAAGGCAAAGCCACAAACUUUCGCCGCCCGGUUCCAAACUCCUGAUGGAUCAGAAGUUUUGAGUGUAGUCAUUCGUCCUUCAAAUCAACUUAAGAUCACUUUCUUAGAGGCUAAAGAUAUAUCUGAUUUGGGAUCAUUGAAGGCAGCUGCAAGACUUUUUGUUCCAGGUGCGGCAACAAUUUACUCUGCUCGUACAAUCAAGGUAAAGGAAGAAGAAGGUUUAAGAAAUUACUACUUCUACGAGUUUGGUAGAGAUGAAGAACGCAUAGCUCUAGUAGCCUCUGUGAACAGAGGGAAGGUCUCUGCUGCAAAACACACAUUUGAUUACUCCUCGACAUUCAUAUUUCGAGAUUCAUUACUCACUCUGCGUCUCUUUCUUAAUCUUGAAAAGGUUUAUAUCGCUGGAGCAGCUGCACCGGAAUCCAAAUGGAAAGACGAUGAGUUGAAGCUCCGAUCUGCUGCCAUUUCUUUCACUAUUCUAUAGUCAAAAGGCAGCUUCUUCUAACAGAAAACUCGAAAAUCGCUCUCUAGUCGACUCGAAAAUGUGGGACUAAGAACAAACUGGCCAAAUGCGAUAACCAGAUAUUGUUUUGAGACACAUUUGUCAUUCCAUUUUCGUUUAUCUGUUUAUUUUUGGUUGAUGUAAUAUGUUCAUUGAUGUUCUGUAUAAUGAGAUAACAAAUCAAGAUUCUUUGUACCGCGAAAGUCCUAGAACGUGUUUUUACUGAUUAUGCGUUUUGGGCUCAAAAUCUGUGAUUUUCUGCGGUUGUGUUGUUGAAAGUUGAAACCUUG
Molecule: messenger RNA, 1228 nt
Organism: Arabidopsis thaliana (thale cress)
Lineage: Eukaryota; Viridiplantae; Streptophyta; Magnoliopsida; Brassicales; Brassicaceae
Product: tagatose-6-phosphate ketose/aldose isomerase, putative (Mog1/PsbP/DUF1795-like photosystem II reaction center PsbP family protein)
Exons: 6
Coding region: 102-920 (272 amino acids)
Biological process (GO): photosynthesis
Cellular component (GO): chloroplast thylakoid; photosystem II oxygen evolving complex; extrinsic component of membrane
Molecular function (GO): calcium ion binding
Source: RefSeq, marked reviewed